This is a messenger RNA of Rhea pennata, 4652 nucleotides long. RefSeq names its product arginyltransferase 1 (gene ATE1). Gene Ontology annotation, molecular function: arginyl-tRNA--protein transferase activity. The record is from RefSeq and is a predicted model, not a curated record. Gene Ontology annotation, cellular component: cytoplasm. Lineage: Eukaryota; Metazoa; Chordata; Aves; Rheiformes; Rheidae. The transcript is spliced from 13 exons. Gene Ontology annotation, biological process: protein arginylation. The coding region runs from base 33 to 1730 and encodes 565 amino acids.
GCAGCGCCGGCGCGCAGGGCCAGCGGGGCACGAUGCGCUGCGCCGUGGUGGAGUACAGGGGCUGGAAGGAGGGCUACCCCUGCGGCUACUGCGCCUCGGCGCAGGGGAAGGUCUCGGCGGGUAUGUGGGCACAUUCGAUGACAGUUCGAGAUUACCAGGAUCUCAUAGAUAGAGGAUGGCGAAGAAGUGGAAAAUAUGUCUACAAACCCAUCAUGAAUCAAACAUGUUGUCCUCAAUAUACAAUAAGAUGUCAGGCUUUGCACUUUCAGACCUCCAAAUCUCACAAGAAAGUUCUGAAAAAAAUGUUGAAAUUUAUUUCUAAAGGAGAAGUUUCGAAAGUGAUGAGUGGAGAAGAAUCUAUGGAUUCCCACAUAGAGGAUAUAGUCUCAUGCAGUUAUGAAUACAGAAGUGAAUCUCAUGUCAGUCAGGCUGAAUUGACGCCUUUGAGUGUGGAUCACACAGAGAGAGUGGAGACUGAAGACAAGGAUAAAGAACAAAUGAAAGGAGAGGUGAAUGUGCAAAAGGUGGAAUCUGGUUCUCUUCAGAUCCAUGUAGCUAAAGACACAUCAGUCCCUGGAGAACCAUCGCAUUCGACUAAAAUUGUUCAUGCAUUACCCAAGCCAGGCAAAGGGGCUGAUCUGAACAAGCCACCCUGUCGAAAAGCAAAAGACAUACGUAAAGAAAGAAAAUUGCAAAAGCUUCUUCAGAACCAGAUGUGCACAUGUGAAGGCUCUUCACUUCAAGCAGGGGAUCAAGUUUUACUCUUGCAAAACUCUAAAUCUAAAGCGAAUCAACCUAAAACCAUUGAAGACUUCAUUUUUGCCUCUUUACCUGAUGAUGCAGCACACAAGUUAGAGGUGAGGGUGGUGAGAUCAUCUCCACCAAGUUCACAGUUCAAAGCCACAUUUCAGGAGUCUUACCAGGUCUAUAAACGUUACCAGAUGGUUAUUCACAAGGACCCACCUGAUAAACCAACUAUAAAUCAGGUGAGGUUAGUACCUGUCUCCUUUGAGGACCCACAGUUCAAAUCAUCCUUCAUCCAAUCAGCCGCUUUAUUUGCCAAGUAUCAGAUGGCUAUACACAAGGAUGCACCGUCUGACUGUGGCGAAAAUGAGUUCACACGAUUCCUCUGUGAUUCUCCACUUGAGGCAGAGAAUCUUCCAGAUGGACCAGAUUGUGGCUAUGGUUCUUUUCACCAGCAGUAUUGGCUAGAUGGGAAGAUAAUUGCCGUAGGUGUAAUCGACAUACUUCCCUACUGUGUGUCCUCCGUGUACCUGUACUAUGAUCCAGACUAUUCUUUCUUAUCUUUGGGAGUCUACUCGGCAUUACGGGAAAUUGCUUUUACUAGGCAACUCCAUGAAAAAGCUCCUGAUCUCUGUUUUUAUUAUAUGGGUUUCUACAUUCAUUCAUGCCCUAAAAUGAGAUACAAGGGUCAGUAUAGGCCCUCUGAUUUGUUGUGUCCUGAGACAUAUAUCUGGAUGCCUAUUGAGCAGUGUCUACCCCUACUUGAGCAUUCUAAAUAUUGUCGUUUCAACCAGGAUGUAAAAGCAGUUGAUGAAGGUCACAUUAAGGAACUGGGCAGAGUUAGAGUACUCCACAAGAGAACCAUCAUGCCUUACAGCAUAUAUAAGAAAAAAAGGAAGGGGCCAAGUGAUGAAGCCAGUGUUCAGCAAUACGCAAGUUUGGUCGGACAGGCCUGUUCAGAAAGAAUGUUGUUGUUUAGAAGUUGAAAAAUCAUUAAAGGGCACUUCAGUGUCCCCACAGUUUAUUGUACUGCCACUGGAUGUUAUGUAAUAUAGUUGUGUGUUAGUAUGCUGAUUAAAAUAACAGUAAAAAAUACAGAUCAAUAUAUAGGUUUGUGUGAAUACAUGGUACUUUAUUUAAAGGCAAACUCCAUUAAAAGUUCUGACAAUACAGUAAGGCUUUAGCAAUAUAAGCUUGGAUAAACAUGCUUGCAAUAUAUUUUAAUUAAGUAGUUAUAGCUUUUCCUUGCAUUUUGAAUAAUGCUAAGCAUCUAAGCAAAAUGAAAAACAGUUGUCUUUUUUUAUAGAGACAAAGGUUAACUAUAUCUCAGCUAACAAUACUUUAAUUACGAAUGUUUUUUAGGUAGCACCUUGGAUAUCAAUUAUUAAAAACUGCCAUAAAAUUUAUGCUCAGAUUUGUAUGCUUCUGAACUAUUGCAAGAAAACUGAAAUGUUCAGUUACCUUCUAAUGUGGAAUUUGGAAUUGUUUAAUUCUGCUUCAAUAGUAUAUUUAAAAAUAGGAAGAAAUAUUACUUUACACAACACAUUCUUCAUUUGUUUGAAAUAGUAGGUUAGUGUCUGAGAUCCUAGUGAAUGCAGAAAUUCAUAGUAGAUUCUCAGUGGUGGGGGAUGCACUGCUUUGGAAAACUUUCUCUUUUAGAAAUGAAACAGAAUAGUUGCACUAUUAAUUUACCAAUUUACCAAAGACAUACAGCCAAGUGGCACAGAUUUUUUUUUUUUUUUUUUUUUGAUAUCAGUCUUAUCCUUUGCCUGAAAAAAAUCCAGAUAUUGUAAUGCACAUCAUUAAUGUGAAACAGGUUUUGAGAGGUUUAUCCUGCAGGUCUUUAGUACACAUUUAAGAAAUAUGCUCCAAAAUAACAUGAGGUACCAUUGCUGUUUUACAUUGCAUUUUUUUCUGCAGCAUUCUAUCAAGAAACUUGCAUAUCUUACAGCUGGAGUUUUAGUGACUUUUUCAUUUAUGUUGCAGCACUCACAGGUUAAAAUUUUUAAUAAUAUUUUACUAAGUAUUUCUACUGUUGGAAACACAGAAAGUUGCGAUGCUUUAUCAAAGCACUUUAUUUUAUAAUUGAAUGUUAUCGUUAAUAGUUUUUGUGUCAAUAUCAAGUUAUACAACUUUUAGGAAUUUGGGGAAAUAUACUCUGUUAUAUUUCAGUUAUAUAUUACAAUAUCAUAACAAUCCCACUGCAUUGAUAAUUUGCUUAUCUUCUUGGAUAACAUGGACUUGUAUUUACCCUGUAUCAACUAGAAUUUUCCUGUUAGCCUGUGAAGAAAAUAAUUCCUGCUAGAGAAUGUGUAAAGUGUUUUUUUUUUUUUUUUUUUUUUCUCUCUCUCUAGAAAGAAUUCAGAUUUGACUUUAAUCUUUGAGGUUUACAUCUCCUGCCCUUGAUUUCAUUUUAAACACUUGGCCAGUAUUUUUAAUAUUAAUCAUUGAUUUUUAUGUGGAAUGAGAGUAAGAAUUUUAUAUUCAAGUGCAUUGCAGAUCUAACCUUUUUUUUUAUGUCAGUUUGAUCAUUGUAGUGUUGUUGGCAGAGGUUCAAUGGUAAUUGUUAAAAUUUUUUUGGUGUUCAUUGAGAUUUGUUGCACCGAUCUAUUCCUGUGCAACAAAAUUGAUUAUUUUUGUCAGCAUUAUAUCUGGUAUUUGUUGAUCCAUUAUUUAGAACACAGAAAUUACUGUAUGCUGUAAUACUUAGUUUGUCCAUGUUUUAUCUCCUGUCACAGGAGAAACACUAGAUGCUAUUUGUGAACAUUUUUACUCCUGUUGGGAAUGGGGAGGAAAGGGAGAGAAAUACUCUCUCCACUCAAUGAAAUGUCAAAAAGUAUAACAUUUUCUGCCUAUGUAGAGUGUUGAAGAGCAAUGUUGUCCAUAUAGCUUAAAAACAAAACAGAUGAGGGAACCCUCUAAUAUCAUAUAAAAUUAGCUAAAGAGCACAGAAGAAUUCCACGAAUUUCAAGAAUUCCAAGAAUUUCAAAACUUUCACAGUCUUGAAAAUUAUCAGAACUGUGUAAUGAUUGUCUUGCUGUGCUCCUGUUGAAAUUAAUAGAUACAAUUGCUGUUAAAUUCCAAGGAGAGACUUUGGCUAACGUGGAGAGUUCAGAAGAAUUCCUUGCUUUGUGCCCAGUGGUUGCUACUGAUAUGCCUUCCACACAUUCAUUAGACUUUUUCUGAUGUGCUGUUUCUCUUCUUGGGGAACUUUCAGGGCCUAGAGUUAGAGUGAGAUAUGUAUAAAAACUGAAAAUUGAAUGCAGCUUGAAGUUGUCGUUAGGGUGACAACUAAAUGGCAGAUGACCAUUUCCUGUGAAUUCUGAAAUGGUGCUUUCAUUUUCAGAUCUGCACUGAAACCGCAGUAACUGCCACAGAGUGGCCUCCUGAUUUUUGUUGAACUCAAAUUUAAAAUAUUGAGUCAAAUCCCAGCCUCCUAAAUUGAAUGAAGGAAUCAAUUGGGUUUGCUCAUUUGAUCUAAAAUGCUGAGAUCUGACUCUCUUUUUUAGUGAUAUUUUAGAAGAAAGUUAGUGCACUAUUUUUAAGGACUGAUUAUUAUAUCCUUAUUUUAAAAAUGGAAUAGAGUCCUGAGGAUGAUGUUCUGUAAGUUUUGCCAAGGGUUUUUUUUAGUUUGACUAGUUUGUGAGAAUUACUCCCCCCAAAUAAAGUUGCCUUGUUCUAUUAUUUGUUGCUAAAUGAGCGUAAAAAGGUGGUAAGAAAAUGCAGAGCUGUUAUCGUUGCUAAAAAAUACCAUGCUUUGUUUUAAUUGGAAAUAAAUGGGGAGCUUGUUCAUUUACAGCAUCAACAAAUUUCAGUAAAUGCAAAAGAACUCGCAUGUGGAGUUUGUAAUUGCUUUUCAGCAGGCCUGUGUAAGAAUAGAAAAUAAAGUUACUUCCAGUCUCUCUGAA